This is a messenger RNA of Miscanthus lutarioriparius, 897 nucleotides long. The record is from the annotation of a GenBank genome assembly. NCBI's taxonomy places the organism in Eukaryota, Viridiplantae, Streptophyta, Magnoliopsida, Poales, Poaceae.
AUGGGGUCGUUCAAGGGCCACGUGCUCCCGGGCACCCUGUUCCUGCUGGUGGGGCUAUGGCGGGUCUGGUCCUCGGCAGCGCGCCACGCCGCGUCGCCCUCGACGUUCCGCGUCCGCGCCUGGAACCCCGUCCCGUCGUCCUCGCCGCUGCGGCUGCGGCUGCUGGAGCUCUACGUGAUCGCCGGCGGCGCGUUCGCGGACAUGUGCGUGGAGGUGCUCUACUCCACGCACCUCCGGAUCUUCGUCGACGGCGGGGAGGUCAACCCGGCGCACCUCAACGACCUCGAGCACGGCGGGAUGCUCCUCAUGUUCUUCCUCUUCGGCGCCCUCGCGCUCGCCUCCCAGCUCUGGCCCAGGUACUUCCCGCUGACGGACGGCGCGCUCUGCCUCGUGGCGGCGACGGCGUUCACGGCGGAGUUGGUGCUCUUCUACUUCCACUCCACGACGCACAUGGGGCUAGAGGGCUACUACCACUACCUCCUCGUCGUCCUCGUGGCGCUCUGCGUCGCCGCCACCGUCCAGGGGGCGCUCCUGCCGGAGAGCUUCCCCGUGGACCUCGCCUCUGGCGUGCUCAUCGCGCUGCAGGGGCUCUGGUUCUACCAGACGGCGUUCACGCUCUACGGGCCCAUGCUUCCCGCCGGGUGCGCCCGCGACGCCGACGGCCACAUCGAGUGCCGCGCGCGCGCGCGCGCCGCGCAGGAGCGCGCCGAGCAGCUCGCUAACUUCCAGUUUUUCGGGCUUGUGUUCCUCGCGUUCUGUUAUGUGCUUGGGUGCUAUGCCGUUGCUGCGGCCAGGUAUGGCCACCCGGAGCUCGCCGCGAUGCAUGACAGGCACGUCGCGGCGAUGGAGUGCCUGGGUGGAGACGGCGGUGAGCGCCGGGAGGAGUGCGCGAUCUAG